AUGCUCUUGGCGGUCCUUCUCCUCAUCGUCCUUCUUGGUCUCUUGCUACUCCAGGGCCACUUCAACUCUAGGGGCCGCCUUCCUCCUGGACCCUGGCCUCUGCCCUUCCUGGGAAACAUUUUGCAAAUAAACCAUAAGGGUUUGCUCAAGUCCUUCCAGACGCUUCGUGAGAAAUACGGGGAUGUCUUCACGGUCUACCUGGGUUCCAAGCCAGCUGUCAUCCUGUGUGGGUAUGAGGCAGUGCGGGAGGCCCUGGUGGAUCAGGCUGAGGCUUUCUCUGGCCGAGGACCCAUCGCCAUCAUUGAUCCCAUCCUCCAGGGAACUGGGGUGACUUUUGCCAAUGGAGAGUCCUGGAAGGCACUGCGACGAUUCUCUCUAGCGACCAUGAGGGACUUUGGCAUGGGGAAGCGGAGCAUUGAGGAAAGAAUCAAGGAGGAGGCUCAGUGUCUGGUGGAGGAGCUGCGGAAGUCCCAGGGGGCCUAUCUGGAUCCCACCUUCCUCUUUCACUCCAUCACGGCCAACGUCAUCUGCUCCAUCAUCUUUGAUGAGCGUUUCAGUUACCAGGACCCCAGAUUCUUAAGGCUGCUGCAUUUACUGAGUGACAUCUUCACCAUCGUUAGCUCUUUCUACAGUCAGGUGUAUGAACUCCUCUCUGGUGUCUUGAAAUACUUCCCUGGGCCCCACACUCACCUGAACAAUAAAAUUCAAGAAAUUAAUAGUUUUAUCAACGAGAAUAUUGAGAGGCACAAGAGAACCCUGGACCCCAGCAACCCCAAGGACUUCAUCGAUUCCUACCUGCUCCGCAUGGAAAAGGAGCGCUCAGACCCCGACAGCAAGUUUGACCAUAAGAAUCUCGUGCACACUGUGCUCACGCUGUUUUUUGGAGGCACUGAGACAUCCAGCACCACCCUCCGCUAUGGGCUGCUCAUCCUUGUGAAGCACCCAGACGUCAUAGAGAAGGUCCAGGUGGAGAUUGACAGAGUGAUCGGCCCCCACCGCCUCCCCGCCCUUGAGGAUCGCGCCAAAAUGCCUUACACAGAUGCUGUCAUCCGUGAGAUCCAGAGGUUCAGUGACCUCACCCCCCUGAGCGUCCCCCACUGUGUCACAAAGGACACUAACUUCCGGGGCUAUCAUCUCCCGAAGGACACUGCCGUGUAUACAGUCAUGAGCUCUGUCCUCCAUGACCCACACCACUUUGAGAAGCCAGACACCUUCUACCCUGGCCACUUCCUGGAUGCCGAGGGCAAUCUCCGGAAGCCAGAAGCCUUCAUCCCCUUCUCCAUGGGAAAACGCCUCUGUCUGGGUGAGAGCUUGGCCCGCACAGAGCUCUUCCUCUUCUUGACCACGAUUCUCCAGAACUUCUCCCUGAGAUCUCCCCAGGCCCCAGAAGAGAUCGACCUCACACCAAAGGAGUGUGGACUGGGGAAACUGCCCCCUGCCUUCCAGCUCUGCUUCCUGCCCCGCCAGGUAGGGGGUGCAGUGAGGCCCGGGAAAGCCUCCUGA
Messenger RNA from Condylura cristata (star-nosed mole), 1503 nucleotides. RefSeq names its product cytochrome P450 2B4-like. Gene Ontology annotation, cellular component: cytoplasm; intracellular membrane-bounded organelle. The coding region runs from base 1 to 1503 and encodes 500 amino acids. The record is from RefSeq and is a predicted model, not a curated record. Gene Ontology annotation, molecular function: iron ion binding; heme binding; oxidoreductase activity, acting on paired donors, with incorporation or reduction of molecular oxygen, reduced flavin or flavoprotein as one donor, and incorporation of one atom of oxygen. Lineage: Eukaryota; Metazoa; Chordata; Mammalia; Eulipotyphla; Talpidae. Gene Ontology annotation, biological process: xenobiotic metabolic process. The transcript is spliced from 9 exons.